Molecule: messenger RNA, 651 nt
Organism: Ictalurus punctatus (channel catfish)
Lineage: Eukaryota; Metazoa; Chordata; Actinopteri; Siluriformes; Ictaluridae
Product: gamma-crystallin M2
Exons: 3
Coding region: 1-603 (200 amino acids)
Biological process (GO): visual perception; lens development in camera-type eye
Molecular function (GO): structural constituent of eye lens
Source: RefSeq, a predicted model, not a curated record
AUGACCAUGGGCAGGGUUCUUUCUACCAAAAGCAUUGAUACUCUUCUUGUGAGACUGAUUCUGAAACUCCUCACCCAACAGGUUAUCUUCUAUGAGGACAGGAACUUCAUGGGGCGCUCCUAUGAGUGCACCGGUGAUUGUUCCGAUAUGCACUCUUACAUGAGCCGCUGCCACUCCUGCAGGGUGGAGAGCGGCUGCUGGAUGGUCUACGACCGCACCAACUUCAUGGGAAACCAGUAUUUCAUGAGGAGGGGCGAGUACGCUGACUACAUGAACAUGUGGGGCUGGGGAAACAACUGCAUCAGGUCCUGCCGCAUGAUCCCCAUGCACAGAGGAUCCUACAGAAUGAGGAUCUAUGAGAGGGACAACUUCAUGGGUCAGAUGUAUGAGAUGUCGGACGACUGCGAUUCCUUCAUGGAUCGUUACCACUGGUCCAACGGCUGCAUGUCCUGCCAUGUGAUGGACGGCCACUGGCUCAUGUACGAGCAGCCCCACUACAGAGGCAGGAUGUGGUACUUCAGGCCUGGAGAGUACAGGAACUUCAGAGACUACGGUGGCAUGAGGUUCAUGAGCAUGAGGCGCAUCAUGGACUCCUGGUAUUAAAAGCAAACUGUGCUAAAUUGACAAUAAAGAAAUUUCGAAUAAUCAAAA